Tripterygium wilfordii is the source of this 1923-nucleotide messenger RNA. RefSeq names its product ATP synthase gamma chain, chloroplastic-like. The record is from RefSeq and is a predicted model, not a curated record. Gene Ontology annotation, cellular component: chloroplast thylakoid membrane. Gene Ontology annotation, molecular function: proton-transporting ATP synthase activity, rotational mechanism. Gene Ontology annotation, biological process: proton motive force-driven ATP synthesis. Lineage: Eukaryota; Viridiplantae; Streptophyta; Magnoliopsida; Celastrales; Celastraceae. The coding region runs from base 290 to 1426 and encodes 378 amino acids. The transcript has a single exon.
GUCAAUCCCCGAUGACUACCACUAUAAAGUUCCAACCUUCGUCAAUUAUCAGCAUGUUUCUCCUUUUGCCUCAAAAUUUUCUCGGCAACCAAACAGCUGCGACCCUGAAAGGACCGAGAACGCUGGAUUGCAAAAGCAGACUAUCUAUGUUAGACAUCUCCUAUGUCUUCCGCGUAAGUCCGGUCUGAAACUCAUAUAAAUGUAAGAAUCUCUGAAACCUGCUUUGAUCUCUGUUAGACUGGGUAUUUGUAGAAACCAAAGGAAAAGACAAGAAAUUUUACAUAACAAUAUGUAUUGUUCGAAUUUACCCACAUGGGUCUCCUCAAUACCUUCAAUUUCGGCCCCAUUUUCAUUCUCUGGUCAAUUUUCUCAAAACCCAUUUCCCUUUUUAACCCUCAAUACUUCUCCCUGGAAGAAUGUGUCUCUAUCUUCACGGUAUACCUCAAUUCGCUGUAGUAGUCUCCGUAAACUGCGGGAGCGAAUUGAUUCUAUAACGAAUACGCUGAAGAUCACUGAAGCAAUGAAACUUGUGUCAGCUGCGAAGGUCCGGCGAGCUCAGGAAGCUGUCAUCAAUGGCAGACCAUUCGCUCAGAAGCUGUUUGAAAUGCUGUACUAUAUUAAUGAGCAGUGCCAAUUGGAGGAUGUUGAUGUACCCUUAACAGAAGUUAGGCCUUGCAAGAAUGUAGCUCUUGUUGUUGUAACUGGUGAUAGAGGUCUUUGCGGUGGGUUUAAUAAUUUGGUGAUCAAAAAGGCUGAGGCUCGGAUGGCGGAAUUGAAGGAACUUGGGAUAGAUUAUACUGUUAUUAGUGUAGGCAAGAAGGGGAAUGCUUAUUUUAAGAAUAGACCAAAUAUUCCAGUUGAUAGGUUUAUUGAAGGAAGGAGUUUUCCAACAGCAAAAGAGGCUCAAAUGAUUGCUGAUGAUGUUUUUUCAUUAUUUGUUAGUGAGGAGGUUGAUAAAGUUGAGUUAAUCUAUACUAAGUUUGUGUCAUUGGUUAAGUCCGUUCCAGUGAUUCGUACAUUGCUCCCUUUGUCACCAAAGGGAGUGGUUUGCGAUGUGAAUGGGAAGAGUGUUGAUGCUGCAGAAGAUGAGUUGUUUAGGUUAACAACCAACGAAGGGAAGUUGGCUGUGGAGAGGGACAAGGUGAGGGUGAAGCAGCCGGAGAUUUCACCUCUUUUGGAGUUUGAGCAAGACCCAGCUCAGAUUCUAGAUGCCCUGAUGCCACUCUAUUUAAAUAGUCAGAUAUUGAGGGCAUUGCAGGAGUCACUGGCAAGUGAGCUUGCAGCCAGGAUGAAUGCCAUGAGCAAUGCAACAGAUAAUGCAGUUGACUUGAAGAAGGAGCUCUCAACUGUUUACAACAGGGAACGGCAGUCCAAAAUCACCAGGGAGAUAUUGGAGAUUGUUGCUGGAGCAGAAGCACUAUUGUAGUAUGACAAUUUUGGAUCCUAUUUCAUCAUUACAUGUUCCUUAUCUAUGAGUUUACUGUCUUCCUGCACAACAAUAGCUACUUGAAUAGACUCAAUACAUCAGUUGCUAAUCAUGGGCAAAGAUUAAGUCUUUUUGACAAGAAUGAAAUAAGAAGACGAGAUUCUUAUUGUUUUUUCAGUAGUUAUGUGAUAAAUGGUGCCUGUUUUGAUUUGUUCCAAGAAAAAAGAGCGUCUGUUGUGACUUUGUUAGGUUAGGUUAUGAAAUUGGCUGUUGGAAUUUGAGCUUGACAGGCACCGAAUUUAGAGUAGGAGAAUCAUCACUGAUGAAGCUCUAUGUUAGGUUUUUGAUGGUCAAUAUAGAAAAUUCUCAAGGCAGUAGCAUUGUCUGGUGAAUUUUCAGUCUGAAUAGAAUAGGUAUGGGAAUAUACUGAUAUACCUGAACCCAUUGAAAGAACACCAUUGAUUUAAUGAUUUAAAUCUAAAUCAGUAUUGAGAUUA